GUAAAUAGCAAAAUGCUGAAAGAAAUAUAAAUUGUAGAACCUGCAUAAAAAUUGAGAGGCCUCAAACUGGAAAUUUAUUUAGAAAACAGUUCAGCUCAGGUCUUCAGGUUUCAUUCAAAUCAUAAAAUAUAACUUCUGUUUCUGAUUACUAAUUUUCAAUUGGAAACAUGAGAAUUGUAGCAAAUUAUUACUUGUGUGUGAAUCAUUGAAUGCCAUUCUUCAUUCAUGUAAGGAAGAAUGAAUGUCAUAAAGUAAAUCAUUGUACAUAUACUACACAGUACUAAGUGGCUUGAUAGCCUAGCCUAUCAAAAUAUAGCCAACUUCCCAGACAAUCCCAGCUCCCAGGCUGGCAAGCCCCAGCCUUCUUGGUGGCUGGUCAGGAUUUAUAUACAAACUAUGACGGACAAAUCCAGUCCUCAUGAGUACCCCCACCUGCCUCCACGCAUCGCCCACUUGGAUGCCAAGUUUCUCGAUGGAGAAAUACAAGGGCUACUCAAGUCAACCCUGUUGAAUUCAGUGCAGCUUGCAGGCGUUUAUUGGUUUACAAGGUUUGAACCAGAAAUUGAGGCGUUAUUAAAGUAUUUACUACUUCGUCAGACACUUUUUAGAAGGAAAGCAACGUUUGGCCAACAACUGCUGCAGAUGAAGUAUAGUCAUUCAGUUCCUAACAGAAGAUUACAGAUGUAUGCAUUGGUAAUAUUGCUUUUUCCUUGGUUACAAAAAAGGUUAUCUGACAUUUUGAGCAUUUUUAAAGUGUCUGACGAAACCAAAGCUUGGACUAAUUACUUGUUUGAUAAUCUUGAACUAGUUUAUAAAAUUGCCAAUAUUGUCAACUUGUUAGUAUUUUUGAGAGACGGACUCUACAGCACAGUAGAAGAACGGAUCUUCAGCCUUCGCGCAGUGCCCACAGCACCACAACACAUGCGAUCAAUUUCAUAUACAUUUUUUGGGCGUGAACUCUUUUGGAAUGGAUAUGCUGAUUUUAUUGGAGCGUUGCUUCCUUUAAUUUCUGCACAAAAAUUUCAUAACUACGUAAGGAAAUUAUUACCGAGUAGCCAGCCGUCUGAUAGGAAGACCAAUGUGGCUAAAGAGACUGCAACGGUACACGAGAACUCUGUGUGCGCGUUCUGUGCACAACCGCCCAUCCUUCCUCGCUGUUUUGGGUGCUCUCACCUUGCUUGCUACUACUGCAUUACAGUCAGAAGUAGGGAAGAUCUACAUACGGAGUGCCCACUGUGUGGCUACAAGCUUCUUGACAUCUCCGACAUAGUUCCAGCUCACGUCGUAGUGCAAGAACAAUAACAUUAUCACGUCUACUCACUUUAAAUGUAAGAACUCCCAUACCUAUCAUGAGUGAACUUUGAGUCAUAGUUUAAUAAAACAUUACCAUAACAUCGUUUGACUGAAAUGAGAACUUUGUACUAGGUACUUUAACCUAUUAGAAAAUCAACUUCCUCUAUUCUGUGAUACUGUUGCUGAGGUUCCUUUACUGUUAAUUAGAUUUAAAGACAUUUGUGGGCAAAGAUGUUGUUUAUUACAUUGUGCGACAUUCAUUAUUAUUAUUAUGUAUUCCUGGUUGUGGUAUCAUUAGCGCCAGUAUAAUAGUGUUAAGUUUUCCAGCUGUAAACAAUAAUCACAGAUUUCGUAGCACAGGAAGGUGAAUAAAAGUAAAAUAUUGAUUUCAAAUCGUGUUACUGUCAACAGUCACAAAUUUUGUUAAUUGUGAAAUAAAAAAGAAAUUACAUGAAACUUAUCAACUUAGAACAGAAACAGUUAGAAGUAGCAAAAGACUGUGUGAGAUGUUAUGAAGCGUGGCCUAAAAUAAAUUGAUACAAGGAAAAGAUAUAGUUUCUAAGAUGAUUUUGGAAAUUAUAGGAACAGAAUUGAUAGUUAAUUCAUUGUCAUUGCUAGACAGUUAAGGACGAUAUUGAUAUGAAUGACAUGAACAGUUAUUCUAGAAGACAUGAAGAUUCACAAGCGGCUGCUUCUGAAAACACAUUCACUUUCACAUUGAGGAGAUCAAGGACCAGAUCAUAAUGACAUUAUUACGAUGUAGUGGUAAUUAAGGCUCAUUGUUUACAUUUAAACUGAACGAAGUAAUAACAAAAGUAGGAUCCUCAUUUUCAACAACCGCAAGAACUUCUGGAGCGCCAGUCCUCAGAUGACGUGGGUGAGGGCGACAGCUGACAGCGAAGGUGCUUGUGACAUUAGCGGACGACGGGCAUCUGGCGAACAGAAAAAAAUUAGCUUUAGACAUGCUUAUUAUUUAAUUUUUGUCUCAAGCGUUACACAAUACAAGCAAAUUUAAUACCAAAUAUUUUCGAAUCAUUGAAAAUUGUUAAUUUCAACGGAAA
Messenger RNA from Hyalella azteca, 2354 nucleotides. It is a transcript of the gene Pex2, whose product is annotated as peroxisome biogenesis factor 2. Gene Ontology annotation, biological process: protein import into peroxisome matrix. NCBI's taxonomy places the organism in Eukaryota, Metazoa, Arthropoda, Malacostraca, Amphipoda, Hyalellidae. The coding region runs from base 397 to 1302 and encodes 301 amino acids. The transcript has 2 exons. Gene Ontology annotation, cellular component: peroxisomal membrane. The record is from RefSeq and is a predicted model, not a curated record. Gene Ontology annotation, molecular function: zinc ion binding.